This is a messenger RNA of Macrosteles quadrilineatus (aster leafhopper), 3428 nucleotides long. RefSeq names its product protein turtle. Gene Ontology annotation, molecular function: protein binding. The coding region runs from base 829 to 3366 and encodes 845 amino acids. The record is from RefSeq and is a predicted model, not a curated record. NCBI's taxonomy places the organism in Eukaryota, Metazoa, Arthropoda, Insecta, Hemiptera, Cicadellidae. The transcript is spliced from 14 exons.
AGUGGACCAGCUCCGUAACAUGCAUAUACAUUUGUACAUUAACACCGGUCAGUGUGCGACACCGUACGUGCGUCGCGGACAUUGUAACCGAUGGUCACGUGGUACAGGUGUUUAUUUUACCGAUUAGAAAAUUAAUAAAACAAUGAGUGCUCAUAACAAAUCAAAAGUGUAUCGGCUGUGGAAACCGGACUCAAAGAAUACUUACGACCAAGACUGUUCAGGAUAAACAUUAGUCAAUCGUAACUCUAAUGUGACCGAACAACACGUCGGAGGGUCCAGUGCCACGAGAACACGAUAUGAGAUUACCGUUAUUGCAAAUGAUAUUAAGCUGUGAUUCGUACAUCCAACGAAGAGUUUUUGAUUGAGAGACGAGCCGAGUGGUUUUUAGGUAACUUGCCCAACUUGGUAAUAUAUGGUCCAUUAUUCGAGCUCCGCAAACUUUCUAAGAGUUUGGAACGGAUUACGGAGAUCCUAAAGUACUUUUACUGGAGGAGGCAGAAUUAAAUUACUCGUAGCAGAAGGUUUUUUGAUACGGUUUUUGCAAGGUACGAUAUCACUGUUUAGGAUUAAAAAGUGUUCCUCUCUCUAGAAUUUUUACUAGAUCUUUAAUUGAUUUAUUGCAUCGUCAAUAAAUUCGAGAGUUGUAAAAAUGUUAAAGUCGAUUUAGAUGUUUAAUACUCACUAUAAUCAUUGUUACCCUCAUAAGUUAGGACCAUCUUGUUACAUUGUCUAUACAUUGUUGUGACUUAGACUUGUUAUAAAUUUCUUCUCUUCGUGUCCUCGUUACUUCUUCCAGUGUUAUCGUGUAAAGUGUUGUGUAGUGUAACAAUGAUCUUCUCUGCUCUUCUUGUCUUCGUGUUGGUACAGCGAGUCUUGGCUUCGGGGGAGGACUUCCUCUCGGAACUCGAUAGACCAAUUCCCAUCUCGAACGUGGAGGGGGUACUGACGAAAAAGGUGCUUCUUCCCUGUGAUAUAUCUACAAAAGGCGACAACGACGCCGUCUACAUGGUGCUAUGGUUCAAAGAGUCGGGCGGGGAGCCAAUAUACAGUUUUGACGUGAGAGGUCGCAAUUUCGGUCAAGCAAAGCUGUGGUCCUCCGAGAGUGCGUUUGGCAAGCGAGCGUUCUUUCGCACGGCGACCAAGCCUGCAGUCCUGGUGGUGGACGAUCUUCAUUUGGAGGACGAGGGGUUGUAUCGCUGUAGGGUAGACUUCCGUAACUCCCCCACUCGCAACGCCAAGAUCAAUCUUACUGUUAUAGUCCCACCGGACCCACCAAUGAUUUACGAUGAAAAACGAAGAGACAGAUCAAAGACAACUAUCCCCUGGAAUGAAGGAAGCGACGUAGUUUUAAGUUGUGAAGUGCCUGGAGGUCGGCCAAGGCCAAGAGUGGUGUGGUUCCUGGACAACCAGUUGUACGAUGACACGUUCGAGCAUGUUGGCCACAACCUGACCAUCAACAAGGUAAAGGUGUCCUCCGUGGGACGUCAGCACCUAGAGAAGCAGCUUGUUUGUCAGGCGUCCAACACCGUUCUGCACCAAGCCUUGCUCAAGAAGGUUACACUAGACGUCAACUUGAAGCCAGUUGACGUGACCAUCACGAACAAGUCAAAAUACAUCUCCGCAGACAAGAAGUACGACGUGGAGUGUAAGGCCGCCGGGUCCAAGCCUGAGGCGACCAUCACCUGGUGGAAAGGGGCCAGACAGGUGCACAAGAUGGCUAAAACAGUCACCCGGAUGGAAAACGAUGAAAGGCACACCAUCAGUACUUUGUCGUUCGUGCCAGUGAUUGACGAUGACGGCAAACAUCUGACCUGCAGAGCAGAAAACACAGCCUUCUCUGACGCGGCUGCAGCAAUAGAGGACAAGUGGAAACUUAACGUACACUAUAUGCCGGUGGUAACCCUCAAAAUGGGCUCUACACUCAACCCUGAUGACAUCAAAGAGGGAGAUGACGUUUACUUUGAGUGCAAUAUCAGAGCUAAUCCAAAGGCAUAUAAGCUGGCUUGGUUUCACAAUGGCCAGGAACUGUACCACAACGUGAGUAGCGGAGUCAUACUGAGUGACCACAGUCUAGUCCUGCAGGGAGUCACCAGACACACGGCCGGGGACUUUACCUGCCUCGCCGCCAACCCUGAGGGAAAGGGCACCAGCAACCCGGUCGCGCUCAAAGUCAUGUUCGUGCCAACCUGCAAGGAGGAACGGGAGGAGCUGUAUGGCGCUCUGAAACACGAGACAGUCCAUCUGAGGUGUGAGGUUGACGCCAACCCUCCAGUAGUGACGUUCCAGUGGACGUUCAAUAACAGCGGCGACCAGACAGAGGUACCUGCCUCCCGCAUCACCAGCCAAGGUACGGUGUCUAGACUCAACUACACGCCGGUCAGUGACAUGGACUACGGCACUCUCAGCUGCUACGGGUCCAACAGUGUGGGUCAGAUGAGGAGUCCAUGUGUCUACCAGGUCGUUGCCGCCGGGCGGCCGUUCCCUCUACUCAACUGCACGGUGACCAACCACACCUCGGACUCGCUGCACGUCGAGUGUCUGGAGAGCUUCGACGGAGGUCUGCCCCAGAUGUUCCUCAUGGAGCUGCUGGAGUUGCCUGAGAGGAUCCCCAGGUUCAAUGUGACCGUGCUGAGAGCGCCGCCGGUGUUUGAGAUAUACGGGAUAGAGAGUGGCGCGUCAUACCAAGUCAACUUGUAUGCCGUCAACGCAAAGGGCCGCAGCGACCCCGUCGUGCUAGAGGCAGUCACCUUCAAGGGUGUUGCAAAGUAUAUAGGUCCUUCAACGCCAGUAGCCAUUACCCCAGUGUUGACUUGUCUGCUGGCGCUGGCUGGGGCUCUGUCCCUGGUGACAUUGUGUGUGGCCGGGGCAUUGUACCGCAGACGUCAGGCGCGCAGACGUCCAACAGUCAAGCUGGAGUCUCUGGACAUGGAGGACACCCUGGGCCACGGAGCUGUCCUCAUCACAGCCAACAACACGGCCACCUCCCCGGCCGACGACACUGACCCCGACAUCAUCCCUAAUAAAUAUGAACGGAGGCCUCUGAAAGGUUUUAUGAAAAUUUACAAGACGCCUCCACAGCGACGAAGAAAAAAGGACGGUAGUGAUGAUGGAGACUUCGCCUCGGACGGGGACGAGGCAGAGACUACGCUUAACCACAUUCAUGCAGCCAAAGAAACUAUAGCCAAUAACUCUCAUGUAGUAAACAACUGUGGGACGCUAAGGGCCCACAAAGGGGUGACGGCACAGAGCCCGGUGGGCCCCGGCGGGGGGCCCCUGCUGCCCCGACCUCCUUCUCUCAACCAAAACCAUAAAAUAGGCCCUGAAGUCGUCACAGCCUCGCACAGAAUCCAAGAAAGCUGUAUAUAAAUGUAGUUCUUUUAUAUUUGUAAAUAUCUUAAAUAUGUUUCAAAUAAACUGUCGAAUUAUUA